Trematomus bernacchii (emerald rockcod) is the source of this 2650-nucleotide messenger RNA. RefSeq names its product mical-like 2a (gene micall2a). The transcript has 17 exons. Bases 248 to 2539 code for a protein of 763 amino acids. The record is from RefSeq and is a predicted model, not a curated record. NCBI's taxonomy places the organism in Eukaryota, Metazoa, Chordata, Actinopteri, Perciformes, Nototheniidae. Gene Ontology annotation, molecular function: protein binding.
CACUGUUGUUAGUGUGGAAUCAGCAGUCGGGGUCAAUUAGCGUAAUGAGCGCCGACACAGCGAGCAGCUCGUCCCGCUGGCUGUCAUUCAGGUGGAGGAGGAAACAGGACGCAGCUGCAGCGCCGCACUUCACGGUCAAAGCCUGAACACAGACAUUUGUUUUUAACUCUCUUUCCUCCGACUCCUCCACACUGAGCCUUCGCCUGUUGCACACUUUGUACCGAGAGAGCAGUGUGUCGCUGAGAGCAUGGCUGCCAUCAAGGCUCUGGAGCAGUGGUGUAAACUGCAGUGUGAUGGUUACCGAGAUGUGGCCAUCACCAACAUGACGACCUCCUUCAAGAACGGAAUGGCUUUCUGCGCGCUUAUACACAAGUACAGACCCGACCUGAUAGACUAUGACUCACUCAAAGAGGAGGAUGUGCUUGAGAACAACAGACUGGCUUUUCAGAUUGCAGAAGAGAAGUUGGGGAUUCCUGCUUUGUUAGAUGCAGAGGACAUGGUGGCUCUGAGGAUCCCAGACAGGCUGAGCAUUCUCACCUACGUCUCCCAGUACUACAACUACUUCAAAGGACGGCCUCCAAUGGGAGGUGUAAAAAGGCCAGCAGAGGGCUCCAAGGAGGAGCCAUCAGAGAAGAAGAAUCUGCCAGUGGUUUCCAAAACCUUUGUGUCUAAAACCGCCACUGAGAAACGUUUACCUUCCACGGCUCAGACCUCCCCCAAGGUGGCCAGAGCUGCUGUUCAGAAGCCAGUUCUGGCAGAGAACGCUAACAAAAAUGGGACUCUCACUAGCAAAUGUGUUGCGUGCGAGUGCCAUGUCCAUCUGGUUCAGAGGCACUUUGUGGACGGCAAGCUCUAUCACAGAAGCUGUUUCAAAUGCGGUGAAUGCUCGAGCGUGCUUCAUGCAGGAGGGUACAAACCCGGGAAGAAUCCAGACACUUUCAUCUGCAACGCCCACCAGAACAGUUGCAAACCGCCCUCCUCUGAGCUCGGGAUCAAAAACAGACCCAGUGGUUCAGCAGGGUUGGUAAACGGUGCCAGUCAGACCCAGCCUGCACCACGCCCCUCUUCUGUGCUGUCAGCUCCACUGAAUAUCCUCCUGAAGCCAGUAGUCACUCCGGCUCCGCCCUCCCAGUCCUGGACGGCCUCCGCCCAUCGGACGCAGACGGCCCGGCAGAGGUUCUUUCAGGCGGCAGCGCCACUCACAGAGGCCUCAGCAGGGAACAGGAAGCAGACAGACCCUUCAAGUGUCUCAGGAAGGCCAAAGGUCCCACUGACCUCUGAUGAUGACAAGAACAGAGCCAGGACAAACAUUGGAAAGAAGUUGGCAGAGGAGAACUGCAACAACAAUAACAAACGACCCUUUACCAUCCGAUCAGCCGGGAGAAGGUUUGGAGAGGAGCCAAGUCCGGCUGACGGCCCCGGUUUGAGAAAAGAUAAAUGCAGCCAAGACCCAGCAGGAAACCGGGCAGGACAGCCCGCCACCAGCCAGACAAACAAAAAGGAACCGCCAUGUCUGAAGGCCAUCAACAAAGACAACACGAGGCCAACGACUGUACACACAACCGCCAAAGAUCCAGUCUGGGGGCAAUUGAGGCUCAAACCUGUGAAAAUGGAGCUAGCUUCAAAAGAUGCUGAAGCUGAAGGCUUUACUGAGCAUAAACCUGGAUUCUUGUCCACCACUUGCUCUAACGUCCCCAGCAGCCCUACAAGGCCUCCCUCUGCUCCGUUACCUGCACUACCUCCAGUCAGCUUCCCUCUGUUUGAUCCCGCACCCUUUAGAGAAGCGUCACCCCAGAAACCCCAGCUUAGUUCUGGAAACCUUGAUUUCAAAAACGGGACUCACUCGCCUAUAAAGUCCCCACCCAGACGGUCAGCUGUGGAAUCUGUUAGGUCUCCAACGACGACUCCAGCCAAUCACAGUAAUCCUCCAGGUGCUAAAAAGGGAAAGUAUUUGUCACCCACCAACGCCUCCAGGACUGAAAUGAGGUCACCCUCUGUGAAGUCUUAUCAUGUUCCAGUGGAGCAGAUUGAGAGGGACCUGGAUGAUAUUGAGAGAAACUUGGCUCUGUUGGAGAAGGAGGGCGUGGAGCUGGAAAAGAAUCUCCGCAGCUGUGAGGAAGAGGGAGAGGGAGACAUAUUGAUGGACCCUCUGAUGGUCGACUGGUUCAACCUGAUUCGAAAGAAGCAGAUGUACAUUAGGAAGGAGUCGGAGCUUGUAUACAAAGCCAGGACUCAGGAGCUGGAGCAGCAGCAGCCCGGUGUGGAGGGGGAACUUCGCAGACUGCUGGAGAAGCCAGAUCAUUUAAAAUCCAGAGAGGAGCAACAGCGGGAGAAGAAGUUGAUGCAGAGACUGGUGGAGAUUGUGGACGGCAGAAAUGCAAUAGUGGAGGGUCUGGAUGAAGACAGGCUGAGGGAAGUGGAGGAGGAUCAGCAGCUGAAUGAAAUGAUGCAAAAUCUUGGAGUAAAGAAAGCGAAAAAUAAGAGGAAAUCCUCCAUCUCAAAACUAUUCAGGCGGAGAAGUAAAAGACGAGUGGAAUGAUCCUCACGGCAAUUUUUACUAAAUUAAUUUGACUGUUGUAUUGUAUUAUUAUAUUAUUAUUAUCAUAUUAAAACAAAUAUUUUAAGGUUUUUAUAUUUAAGUACUGCAGUA